UCAACUUCCCUCAACAUGGCAAUGAAUGUAAUUUCACCUGGCCUUGGGGUGCUAUCCGAUGACGAGUCUCCAGUUUUUGAAUCUACAGCUGCUGACUGUGCCUCAGGCAUUCGCAAAGAUCUUCUCAAUGAUUUCUCUGUCAUAUCACCAGGGCUAGGACACCCUUCUCAGACAAUACUUGAAGGAACUGACAAAGUAAUGGUGUAUGUUAGGAUCAGACCUUUUGUAGAUGGAGAAUUGGAUAAGAAAGAGGACCAGGGAUGUGUGGUAGUAGAAAAUCAGGAGACUCUCAUGUUGAGAGCACCAAAAGAUUCUUUUGCAAUGAAGAACACUGAACGUGGAAUGGGACAGAGUGCUCACAAAUUCAGCUUCUCUCAGAUUUAUGGGCCAGAGAUUGAUCAGAAACAAUUCUUUGAUGGGACUAUGAGGCUAGUAGUGAAGGAUGCACUAAAUGGACAAAACUGGCUGGUUUAUACAUAUGGAGUCACCAACUCCGGCAAGACUUAUACAAUUCAAGGAACAAAUAAAGAUGGUGGCAUUCUGCCUCGCUCCAUUGCCCUCAUCUUCAACAGUGCUCAGGACCGCCUAUACAAAAGCUCUGACCUUAAACCUCUCUCCAAUGAAGUUAUUUGGCUGGACAGCAAGCAAGUGCGCCAGGAGGAAUUGAAGAAGAUCUCCUUAAUUUGUAAUUUUCGUGAGGAAGAAAUUAUGACACCCAUGAAAAGGAGUGGUGGCAAUGAGUCCCAGUUUCGAGGCGGCACAAGCAUAAGCUUUGAUAGUGGAAUUGGAGGACUCUCCUCAACAAGUCAUACCAAUCAGACCAGCAUUCAGUUGGAAGAGAUGUGCUCACGAUGGGGUGAGCAAGAUAUAAUUUCACUUCAGGAGCCUUCUGAUAUUCAGCUGUCCAUUUGGGUAUCUUACUUUGAAAUUUAUAAUGAGUUUGUAUAUGACUUAUUGGAGCCUAUGCCCUCUGGCCCGAACCGUAAAAGAACAACACUGAGGCUGUGUGAAGACAGGAAUGGAAGCCCUUAUGUGAAGGACCUCAAUUGGAUAAAUGUACACAGUGCUGAUGAAGCUUGGAAAGUGCUGAAAGUUGGAAGAAAAAAUCAGAGCUUUGCCAGCACACAUCUAAAUCAAAAUUCUAGCAGAAGUCAUAGUAUCUUUUCUAUCCGGAUCCUUCAUUUACAGGGAAAGUAUGAUAUGACCCCAAAGAUCAGUGAGCUGACUUUCUGUGAUUUGGCUGGAUCUGAGCGAUGCAAAGAUCAGAGUAGUGGAGAUAGACUAAAGGAGGCUACAAAUAUCAAUACAUCUCUUCACACUUUGGGCCGCUGCAUCAGUGCCCUAAGACAGAAUCAACAAAACAAGCUGCGGCAGAAUGUGGUUCCAUUCAGGGACAGCAAGUUGACUCGAGUCUUUCAAGCCUACUUCACUGGCCGAGGAAAAUCAUGUAUGAUUGUGAACAUCAAUCAGUGUGCUUCCACCUAUGAUGAGACACUACAUGCUAUGAAGUUCUCUGCAAUUGCUAGCCAGCUGGUCCAAGCACCUCCUGUAAAAAUUAACUUGCGCACUAUUCAGUCUCUUAUCAAAGAGAGCAGUGUUCUAGCCAAUCGUAGCUACACAGAUGAUGAAGAUGCUGCAGAAGCUUCCGAUGAAGAAAGUGAUACUGAAACCGAUAUCACAAUGUUUAAUAGAGAGGAGCUGCUACAAGUCAUUGAGCAUUUAAGGCAGCUCAUGAUUAAAGAACGUCAGGAGAAAAUGGCCAUUGAGAUGAAGAUUAGGAAUGAAGUCUGUAGUGAGAUGAUGGAAAUGAUGCAGCAACAAAAAUCUCAAUUCAGCGAGACAAUGGAAGAUGAGCGAGAGCUGUUGGAAGAGCUGUAUGAGGGAAGGCUAGAGAACCUGAAAGACUCGCUCACAAACUAUUACAAGCGGGAGUUGGAGGAACGAGAUGAGCGAAUUGAGGAGCUACAAGCUGCCCUGGAGGAAGCCAAAGAUGUUCCUGAUGCAUUAAACACUACAAAAAACAAAAAAGACAGUGUUCCUCUGCGCAGAUCCAAGCGGCUGGCAACAUCUGAUAUGUCUGAAUUAAAUAAACUUAACUUGGAAAUCGCAGAUCUUAAUGCACAGUUAAAGUCCAAGAAUGAAGAAAUUGAAAGACUUAAGAUGAAUCAUGAGCCACCUUCAUCUGCAAGGACAUUCACAGCUGAAGUAGAUCGAAAGAUUCUAGAAGGGCAAAAGCAUUAUUUUCUGGGCUCUCGUCACACGUGCACAGAUUUUCAGCACACAAGAGCUCUUUGGAACAUCAGAUCAUUACGCACAGAGAUACAGAAGUUUGGAGAGUCCCUGCAGCAGAUGAAUAGAGCAUGCUGUCACACUACUGGUGCAGAAAGACUAAGACAAGCUCUGGGUACAUGCGAUGAUAUCCUAUGUAAACAGGAAAAGACUCUAGCAGAGCUACAAAACAACAUGUCCCUGGUAAAGAUGGAUCUGAGAAAAAAGACAGCUUGCAUUGCAGAGCAGUACCAUACUGUGCAACGAUUACAGGGGACACCUUCUGGCUUCAAACGCAUGUGUAACAAUGAAAAUAUGCAGCCAAACCAGUCUUCUGAGAAAAAGCCUUUCCUUCGCAACCUUCUGGGAAGGACUCCUGGACAGAGAAAUCUUAUGGAGAACAGCCCUUACAGCCGUGUCCUGAGAGCACGCCGUUCCCCUGUACUAAAGACUAUUGCAUUUGGUACCAAAUAUUGAAUAUAUGCUGCUUCACAGUGAGUGGACUCAUAGCAACACUCUCAUUGCUGAGGCUAAUGGUUGCAGUAACUUUACA
Molecule: messenger RNA, 2821 nt
Organism: Nanorana parkeri
Lineage: Eukaryota; Metazoa; Chordata; Amphibia; Anura; Dicroglossidae
Gene: KIF20A
Product: kinesin family member 20A
Exons: 19
Coding region: 16-2745 (909 amino acids)
Biological process (GO): microtubule-based movement; mitotic spindle assembly
Cellular component (GO): spindle microtubule; nucleus
Molecular function (GO): plus-end-directed microtubule motor activity; ATP binding; microtubule binding
Source: RefSeq, a predicted model, not a curated record